AUAUCACUACGCAAAUAAGAUGACUUGCCGCCAAGCUUCUCAUGCUGGAAGUUGGUACACUGAAAACGGUAAUGAACUUUCGCGGCAGCUGGAUCUUUGGCUCUCGAAGGCGGACUUAACGCAUGGCCCAGCGAGAGCGAUAAUUGCACCACACGCUGGAUAUUCUUACUGCGGUGCUUGCGCUGCGUUCGCCUACCGCCAAGUCAGUCCUGUGGUUGUAAAACGCAUUUUCAUACUGGGCCCUUCCCAUCAUGUGAGGUUGGGGGGGUGCGCUCUUUCGUCUAUGGAUAAGUACCAGACGCCGCUCUACGAUCUCAUCAUAGACAAACAGAUUUAUGCCGAACUAGAGGCGACACGACAGUUCGAAUGGAUGGACACACAGACAGACGAAGAUGAACAUUCCAUAGAGAUGCAUUUGCCGUACAUAGCGAAAGUCAUGGAGGAGUACAAAACCGGUUUCACCAUAAUACCCAUACUAGUCGGAUCUCUAACGCCAGAGAAGGAAGCCAAGUACGGCGCCAUCCUAGCCCCGUACUUAGCCGACCCACAGAACUUGGUGGUCGUUUCUUCCGACUUUUGUCACUGGGGCCAGAGAUUCCGGUACACUUGGAGAGAUCCGAGCAGAGGACAUCUAUAUCAGGGAAUAGAGUGGUUGGAUAGACAGGGUAUGGACAUCAUAGAAAAGAUGGAGCCUCGCGCUUUCACGGACUAUCUCAACAAGUAUGGCAACACCAUCUGCGGGAGACAUCCCAUUGGAGUGUUGCUACAGGCGGUAGCGAGACUACAAUCUCAGCAGAGCGCUCCCAGAAUGACAUUGAAAUUCCUGAAAUACGCUCAAUCUUCCCAAUGCAUGAACAUGCAGGACUCCUCCGUCUCUUACGCGAGUGCGUCCCUUGUAUUCGAAUAGUUCUAUUUACUCUAAGGAUUGUAAUGCAAUAAAGUCGAGUUUCGUUUGCACGUGCUCUUAAAAUAACCUACAAAUAAGUUUUUUUUAAAAUGGCUAUUAUAUUUGAUGAAGAAGUUAAUGUGGAGGGCAUUUUUGCUA
Molecule: messenger RNA, 1045 nt
Organism: Chilo suppressalis (striped riceborer)
Lineage: Eukaryota; Metazoa; Arthropoda; Insecta; Lepidoptera; Crambidae
Source: the annotation of a GenBank genome assembly